AGCAGCUGAGUCCAUACAUCAAACCUGCCAUGAGAAGUAGUUAAUAUUAAUCAUCUCUCAAUAAAAUUCCAUUAGCUUAGAGGGUCUUCCCCUACUACCAGGCUACUACUACCGCUUCCUCCAGCGUCUCACAAAGAAUAACGCCAUUAAUUAGGAGCUAGAUAGCUCGGUGGUUAGGUAGCUAAUUAAGCUAGGUUGUUCCACCAUCAUCCCUGACCUCCCCACACGAACUCGACCGAGCAGAAUCUAGCUGCUGCGAGCUGCCGGCCGGCAAUGGGGCACCAGCACCAGAUGUUCGGAGACCCGUUCGCGAGCAGCAUAUCGUCGCUGGAGGCCGACAUCUUCUCCGUCGCCGCCGGCCACCACCAUCCGCAGUGGCCGGGCCUCGACCACGACGUCCCGUUGGCGCCGGCUGCCAACAACGGCACAUCCUCCGGCGGCUAUGGCUCUCCCGGUGGCGGUGACGGCUCGGGCUCCCACCGCAAGAUCAGCCACAACGCGUACGAGCGCGACCGCCGCAAGCAGCUCAACGAGCUCUACUCCGACCUCCGCUCCCUCCUCCCCGACACCGAUCACACGAAGAAGCUGAGCAUUCCGAUCACGGUGUCGCGGGUGCUAAAGUACAUCCCGGAGCUGCAGAAGCAGGUGGACGGCCUGGAGAAGAAGAAGGAGGAGCUGACGCGGGCCAGCUGCAAGCCCGGCGUGCUGACCAUGAAGGAGAACACGGCUCCGAUCGUGUCCGCCACCUGCCUCGACGACAGGGAAAUCAUGGUCCAGGUCAGCCUAGUGAGCACCAUGGCCGGAGUUCUGCCCAUGUCCAAGUGCAUCAAAGUACUGGAGAACGAAGGCCUUCGCCUCAUCAGCUCGUCGACUUCCGCGUUUCAGAACAGGACGUUCUAUAGCCUCCAUCUUCAGAGAACCCAACGGACGAUGAGCAAGGAGUGUCCGGCAUUUUGUGAAGAACUGGAGAACGCCCUGACGCAAAAGGCAGGACUACGCCUACAUCACCACCAGUAGAUUAUAUGUAGCAUAAGAAUGGUGUAUAUAUAUUGUCGUGUUUAACCACCAUGAAUCAAAAUACAUGCAUGCCAUAGAUAUAGGGCAAAUACCCAAGAUAAAUAGUAUUGCUGAUAUGCAUGCAUGAUAUAUAGUACCUAUAAUGCAGCGUGUUUCAUAUAUAUAGUAA
Aegilops tauschii subsp. strangulata is the source of this 1186-nucleotide messenger RNA. Its product is annotated as protein IRON-RELATED TRANSCRIPTION FACTOR 2. Gene Ontology annotation, biological process: regulation of transcription by RNA polymerase II. Gene Ontology annotation, cellular component: RNA polymerase II transcription regulator complex. Lineage: Eukaryota; Viridiplantae; Streptophyta; Magnoliopsida; Poales; Poaceae. The record is from RefSeq and is a predicted model, not a curated record. Gene Ontology annotation, molecular function: RNA polymerase II transcription regulatory region sequence-specific DNA binding; DNA-binding transcription factor activity, RNA polymerase II-specific; protein dimerization activity.